GAAAGCUGGCAGUUGAGGAAAGGCGUCAGUGAUGUCGGGGAAGAAGUGGACUACGAUGAAGAGCUGUACGUGGCCAGCAAUAUGGUUAUCUGGAGCAAAGGAAGUAAAAACCAAGCGUCUACCGUUUAUAAGGCUUUCACUGUCGACAGCCCUGUUCUGCAGGCCUUGUGGUGCGACUUCACUAUACCCCAGGAAAAAUCUGAAAAAGCUGACGGCAGUGAUGAAAUAGUAGAAAAAUGUAUCUGCAUAUUGCAGAAUUCCUGUAUAAAUGUGCAUAGCAUAGAGGGAAAGGAUUACAUUGCUGCUUUACCUUUUCAGGUCGCAAAUGUCUGGCCAACAAAAUAUGGUUUGUUAUUUGAGCGCAGCAGUUCUUCACAUGAAGUACCUCCAAGUCCACCCAGAGAACCUUUGCCUACUAUGUUCAGCAUGCUACACCCAUUAGAUGAGAUAACACCUCUUGUCUGUAAGUCCGGAGGCGUGUUUGGUUCUGCUAGAGUGCAGUACGUUGCUGAUUACACCUUGAGGAUUGUGUUUCUCAACGCUGAACCUUCCAUUGUGAUGACAUAUGAUACUGUGCAGAGUUUACAUACUGUUUGGGCUCUUCGGAGAGUAAAGCCAGAGGAGCAGAACACGGUGCUGAAGUUCUCUGAGCAGAUGGGCACACCGCAGCACGUGGCCACUAGCAGCUCUUUGACAGCUCAUCUCAGAAGCCUCUCAAAAGGAGACUCUCCUGUGGGCUCACCUUUCCAGAACUACUCGUCUAUCCACAGCCAGAGCAGAUCGGUGUCAUCGCCCAGCAUGCAGUCCCGCUCGCCCUCUAUCUCCAACAUGGCUGCUUUGAGCCGCUCUCAUUCUCCUGCCCUGGGAGUGCAUUCUUUCUCGGGGGUGCAGAGGUUCAACUUUUCCAGUAAUGCUCAGUCACCGAAGAGGCACAGUAUUACCCAUUCUCCAAACAGCACUUCCAGUGAUUCCUUCCUUAUUCCAGAAACCGAACCAAUUGUUCCUGAGCUGUGUAUAGAUCACCUGUGGACAGAAACAGUCACAAACAUGAGAGAGAAGAAUUCCCAAGCAUCAAAAGUGUUUAUUACCACUGACCUUUGUGGGCAGAAGUUCUUGUGCUUUUUGGUGGAAUCCCAGCUCCAGCUGCGGUGUGUAAAAUUUCAAGAGAGCAACGAUAAGUCGCAGCUGAUCUUUGGUUCUGUUACCAAUAUUCAAGCAAAGGAUGCAGCUCCAGUGCAGGGCAUUGAUACGCUGCUGGUUCUGGAAGGCAGUGGAAAUCUAGUGCUUUAUUCUGGCGUGGUUCGGGUGGGGAAGGUUUUUAUUCCUGGGCUGCCUGCUCCAUCCCUGACAAUGUCCAACCAAAUGCCUCGGCCGAGUACUCCCUUGGAUAGUGUCAGCACUCCAUCCAAGCCUUUGAACAAGCAUCUGGGGCCCCUGGAAGAGGGUGUGCUUUUGUCACCAGUUCCAGAGCUAAGGGAUUCUUCCAAACUUCAUGACUCAACUUAUGUUGAAGACUGUACUUUUCAGCAGCUUGGGACUUUCAUUCAUGCUCUGAGAGAUCCUGUCCACAACAGAGUAACUUUAGAACUCAGCAAUAAUACAAUGGUUCGGAUUACAAUUCCUGAAAUCGCCACUUCGGAACUAGUGAAAAGAUGUCUGCAGGGCAUCAAAGCUAUCCUGCCCAAGGAGAUAGCGGUACAGAUGCUUGUCAAGUGGUACAAUGCUUAUAAUGCCCCAGGAGGACCAAGCUAUCACUCAGAAUGGAAUUUAUUUGUAACAUGUCUCAUGAAUAUGAUGGGUUACAACACAGAGAGACUGUCCUGGACACGUCAUCUUGAUUUUGAAGGAUCACUUUCACCAGUUAUUGCUCCAAAGAAGGCUAGACCAUCAGAAACAGGGUCAGAUGAAGACUGGGAAUAUCUCUUGAGCUCUGAUUACCAUAGGAAUUUUGAGUCUCAUCCUGUUGCCAAAGCUUUGCGACUGGACCCUCUGGAAGUUUCGGCUCCGAAGGAUGACUUUUCACAGAGCCUUAGUUUGGAUUCCUCAACCCUCCUUUUCACCCAUAUUCCUGCUAUUUUCUUUGUUCUUCACCUCAUCUACGAGGAGCUCAAGCUGAAUAGUCUAAUGGGAGAAGGAAUCCGUUCGCUUGUUGUUCUUCUGGUUCAGCUGGCCAGAGACUUAAAACUUGAAGCUUAUAUAGAUUAUUACUACAGAGACUAUCCAGCCCUUGUAAAAACCUCCAGACAGACUUGCAUAAUUGAUCAAGUCCAAACAGGUUUCAUGCACCAUCCCUCAUUUUUUUCUGCUGAGCCUCCAAGUAUCUUUCAGUGGCUGAGUUCCUGUCUGAAGGGCGAAGGAGUGCAGCCUUAUCCUUACUUACCAGGAAUCUGUGAAAGGAGCAAACUGGUAGUACUGAGUGUGGCUCUGUAUAUACUUGGCGAUGAGAGCGCCGUAUCUAACGAAGCCUCCCAUUAUUUGUACAAGAUUACAUCAGGGCAACGAAAACAGCAAAUAGAACAGGAAGACAAUCGAUGCAGUUUCAGACACAGCACAUCUGUUUCCAGCCUGGCUGAAAAGUUAGUUAUUUGGAUGACUAAUGUUGGUUUCACCUUAAGAGAUCUGGAGUCUCUCCCCUUUGGUGUAGCUCUUCCUAUUAGAGAUGCAAUAUAUUACUGCCGAGAGCAGCCUGCCUCAGACUGGCCAGAAGCGGUUUGUCUCUUGAUUGGGCGCCAGGAUCUGUCCAAACAGGCCUGUGAAGGGAACCUGCAGAAGGGUAAAUCU
Molecule: messenger RNA, 2781 nt
Organism: Pelecanus crispus (Dalmatian pelican)
Lineage: Eukaryota; Metazoa; Chordata; Aves; Pelecaniformes; Pelecanidae
Source: RefSeq, a predicted model, not a curated record